GUUGGAGGUCUGCAAGAUCAGUUUGGAACAUUAAAUUGAAGUGAUCCAAGCAGCAGAAGAUCCUUUCCUGACAACACAAAAUUCAGGAGCAGAACUAGUAAUGGAGCCAUCAGAGAAGUACCUGUUCAAACACAAAACAUGCUAUUUUCCCCAUGAUCUGGUCACACCAGAAUAUAUAGAUUCACUGGAAGAUUUUGAAAUCAGAGACAGUGAUGUCUUUAUAGUCACUUAUCCAAAAUCAGGUACCAUAUGGACACAGCACAUUUUAAGUCUGAUUUACUAUGAAAGUCAUCGAAAUCACACAGAAGACACUGACCUGUUAGACAGAGCUCCAUGGUUGGAGUACAACAUCCGCAAAAGAGACUAUGUCAAUCGCCCAUCACCUCGUCUCUUUACUACCCAUCUUCCCCACAACCUAGUGCCAAAGGGAUUGAGAAGUGGUAGAGCAAAGGAUCUGAGAAGCUCUAUUUUGAAAAUUUGCAACUUCCUGGGAAAGAGUUUGACUGAAAAAGAGGUGGAUAAUAUUGUGGUUAAUGCCUUGUUUGACAAAAUGAAAGCAGAUCCUAGAACAAAUGCUAUGGCUGAAUCUUCUGAUCUCUUAGAUCACAGCAAAGGAUGCUUUCUCCGCAAAGGUACCAUUGGAGACUGGAAAAACAUAAUGACAGUUGCACAGAGUGAAAGAUUUGACAGUGUUUUCAAGGAGAGAAUGAAAAAGCUGCCCUUCAAGUUCUGCUGGGAUAUCAAUGAUAAAUUAUGAAUUAAUUAUGAAUCUUUAAUUGGUGAAGCACAAAUUUGUCCCAUCGUGUUUCAAAAUCAUUCUGCAAAAGUUUUCAGUGUUGGGACAAAGUCAACACAUUUUGGGGCACAUUUCUCAUAAUGUCAAGAUUCUGAAUGAAAUUUCUCAAAGUUUACAGAUUUUUAAAGAGAAUUGUCCUUAUUCAGGCUGGGUGUUGAUUCAAAGUUAGAGGUGGGAGAAUUCUGAGUCCUUUUUUUGUACAAUAUUUCUUGAUGUACAAAAUUUAGAAAUUUUAUGUUUUGUUUUUUGGUCCA
Molecule: messenger RNA, 1050 nt
Organism: Sceloporus undulatus (fence lizard)
Lineage: Eukaryota; Metazoa; Chordata; Lepidosauria; Squamata; Phrynosomatidae
Product: amine sulfotransferase-like
Exons: 5
Coding region: 101-757 (218 amino acids)
Biological process (GO): sulfation
Cellular component (GO): cytoplasm
Molecular function (GO): sulfotransferase activity
Source: RefSeq, a predicted model, not a curated record